CACAAUUCGCUUACUUUUCUUGGUCUGGGUUUUGUAAUUGUUAAUCUGAUCCCUUCCUGGAGAGAGUGGGAGAGGGAGAGGGAGAGGGAGAGAAAUGGGGAGCAUACCCGGUUGGCAAGUGGGGCUCUUGUGUGGAAUCGUUUCAUGGAUUGCUAUUUCUUCAAUUCUCAAUUUGACUCAGAAAAUUAGAUCCUUGACCCAACCCUGGGUUUCUCGCCAUGUAAUCUCUGGCACUCCUAUUGCCCUGCGGAUCCAGAAAUAUCAUCAUGGAUCAUUGGAUGCUUUUUUCUCCGGAUUGUCUUGUGUUGUGUCGGUGCCUUUCUACACUGCCUUUCUUCCCUUGCUCUUCUGGAGUGGACAUGGAAAAUUGGCCAGACAGAUGACCCUGCUAAUGGCAUUUUGUGAUUAUUUAGGGAACACUGUAAAGGAUGUAGUAUCAGCUCCAAGACCCAGUUGUCCACCUGUUAGGAGAGUGACUGCUACCGAAGAUGAGAAAGAGAAUGCAAUGGAAUAUGGGAUGCCUUCUUCCCACACUCUCAACACAGUUUGCUUAUCUGGUUACCUUCUGCACUAUAUCGUUACGUACACACAAAGUACUGAUGCCUCCAUGCAGUUUGCUGGAUUCGCCAUAGUUUGCCUGUUUGUUGGCCUCAUUGGCUUGGGAAGAAUUUACCUUGGGAUGCACAGUUUGAUUGACAUCAUCGCUGGUCUUGCUUUUGGAUUGGCGAUUCUGGCAUUUUGGUUAACUUUUCAUGAAUAUAUCGACAAUUUUGUUAUCUCGGGGCAAAAUGUGACUUCGUUUUGGGCAGCUCUUAGCUUCUUGCUUCUGUUUGCUUACCCAACUCCUGAGAUUCCAACUCCAAGCUUUGAGUAUCACACAGCCUUUAAUGGUGUUGCAUUGGGAAUUGUAAGUGGCGUCCAGCAAACUUAUCAUCAGUUUCACCAUGAAAAUGUUGUACGCGUCUUUACCCCUCAACUCACACUCCCUGGCUUUGUGGGAAGAAUACUAGUGGGAAUCCCGACGAUUCUAGUUGUGAAGUUCUGUAGCAAAGCUCUCGCAAAAUGGAGUCUGCCUAUUGUUGCAAACACCUUGGGACUCCCUAUAAAAUCAACCAGCUACAUCCCAGCACUAACUGCUUCUAGUUCUGGUGAAAAGUCGGAUGAAGUUAAACAGUCUGGUUAUCUCCAAAAGUUGUUCUUCUCCCAGCCUGCAUCAUUUGAUGUCGAUACUGGUAUUAGGCUUCUUCAGUAUGCUGGUCUUGCUUGGUCUGUGGUAGAUCUUGUUCCAUCUCUUUUCUCUCACCUGAGUUUGUGAGGCAUUGUAGCUCUCUCUCUCUCUCUCUCUCUCUCUCUCUCUCUCUCUCUCUCUCUCUCGGUUUUUUGACAUUUUGUUUUCCUGUGGGAGAUAUGCAAGGGAAAUAUAUUGUGAAUUGAUUUUGUAGGGAUUAUGGGGUAGAUUCUUUAUUAAAAACACAUCCAGUAUAUGGUAUAUAAAUUGAUCCCCAGUGAAAUUGAGUAA
Rhododendron vialii is the source of this 1519-nucleotide messenger RNA. Its product is annotated as lipid phosphate phosphatase delta. The transcript has 8 exons. Lineage: Eukaryota; Viridiplantae; Streptophyta; Magnoliopsida; Ericales; Ericaceae. The coding region runs from base 95 to 1315 and encodes 406 amino acids. Gene Ontology annotation, cellular component: endoplasmic reticulum membrane. Gene Ontology annotation, molecular function: sphingosine-1-phosphate phosphatase activity. The record is from RefSeq and is a predicted model, not a curated record.